Messenger RNA from Ustilaginoidea virens, 321 nucleotides. RefSeq lists its product as uncharacterized. Lineage: Eukaryota; Fungi; Ascomycota; Sordariomycetes; Hypocreales; Clavicipitaceae. Bases 1 to 321 code for a protein of 106 amino acids. The record is from RefSeq and is a predicted model, not a curated record. The transcript is spliced from 2 exons.
AUGGGCAACAUUCCAGCUUGUCAGUCAUCCUUUUCAUCCGCGGGAGACUGGGACUAUUCAGCUCCACAGGGAGCUUCGACCUCGGUACUCAGGGUUCCCUUUGCGAAAAAGAACAACCGUGAGUUAACCGACGCCUACGACUGGUAUACGAUGCUUGCCUACGACUACGAACGUGCGGUGUCAGAACAAGUCCCCAUUACCAUGAAAGAUCAAGCCUGCUGGGCCCUUCUGCUGCAGGCAACGGACAUGAUCUUGAUUCUUGACAACGAUCCGCCGAUCAGGGCGCCAGUAUCGACCACCUUUGUGUGCCUUGACCGUUAA